AAAAUCAAAUAUGAUUUCAAAGGUUGUUUUUGUUUAUUCAAAAUAUACUACUAUCAGUUAAAAAAUGGUUUCAUAAGUUGAGUAAAUAAAGUCACAAACCAAAGCCAUGUACUGUAAUGUUUUGUGCAGCUGCCAGCCGAUUGCAGAUUGUUAGAGCAACUUCUCUUUUUUCUUCAAAACUGGUCAUUGACCUUUCACCAAAAGCUUUGCCAAGUCCAACCUGCUCUUCACCCAAGCACACCGAAAGGUUCCAACAACUUUCCUAAUAAACUAUAGUUCCAACAGCCUUUCCAUCUGUCUCAAACUUUAUUUUAAUCCUCGUUCAAACCUGUUAUUGAACUAUUCAAAGAUGUCACAUUACCAAUACCAACUGACCAACCAAAGCCCAAACACAAGGGCUAACAAAUAAAACCUGCCUUGAUUUUUUUUCCCCCCUGUUUCUAGACCCAAGCCUCCUUUCGAAAUCUAAGUCAACAAUUUAAGCCUUUUGUGGUCAAAGGUCAAAACACCCAACAACUUAGCCACCCUGGUUAUCAAUUGCCAUCUCACUCCCUCCCCUCCAACACAAUCCUCCCCCAUGCAUCCAAUCCCUACCCCUCCCCUCCUCUUCCUCCUCCUCCUCCAUUUCCUCCACCAUACGACGGCGUUUCCUCUGCCCGAUAACUCCACCUUGUCGGGCUGCAACCAGACCUUCUCAUGCGGCGAAAUAACAAACCUUGGCUACCCAUUCACCGGCGGCCCACGUCCAGCACACUGUGGUCCACCCGGUUUCCGCCUGACCUGCUCAAACAACACCAUCCUCGAGUUACUAUCCGACUCACUGACUUACCGAGUAAUCAAACUCGAUCCCCAAACUCAAACCAUGACACUCUCCCGAUCUGACCUUUACAACAACCCAAUCCCAUGCAUGCUAAAUUUUACUAAUACCACUCUAAAUUCCACUAUCUUCACCCUAACUUCAGCGAACCAAAAUUUAACGCUUUUUUACGGUUGUUACUCCCUGAACUCUUCCUCGUUCCAUCCUCUUAACUUGUUCUCAUGUAACAAUACUGGAGCUUACUACGUUGUUGGUCCAGUUCCGAGUGAUCCAGUGUUUAAAAUUAUACAAUGCAAUGUUAGUGUUAUAGUGCCGAUACUGGGAAGUGCAGUGAAUGCGCUUCUAAGGAAUAGAUCAUUGCUUGGGGAGGUUUUGAUGGAAGGGUUUGAUGUGAAUUAUACUAUUCCUCAAGGCGAUGAGUGUUCCAAGUGUCCUGAUUCUGGUGGGGAGUGUGGGUGGCUUUCGGGUAGAGCUGUUUGUAUUUGUGGUGAUAGGAUUUGUGACACGAAAGAUACAAACAAGCAGGAUGUCAGCCUUCCAAUAGGCCUUGCAAUAGCUGGUGCAGCUAUAGUUGGUAUACUACUGGGCAUGGGAAUUUUACGCUACAGGCAACAACGGAGAAAGAAAAUUGCAGACCAAGAUAAGAGCAGAGACCUUCCUACACCUCCCUCGAGCACAAGCAAAGGACCACCUACUUCUACAACUAAUCUGUCUCAAAGCAUUCCUUCAUAUCCCACCUCAAAUUUAGAUGACCUUGAAAAACGGAGCACCUACUUUGGAGCUCAUGUCUUUCGCUAUGAAGAACUUGAGGAAGCCACUGAUAAUUUCAAUCCUUCUAAAGAACUUGGAGAAGGAGGCUUUGGAACUGUUUACUACGGUGUACUCAAUGAUGGGCGUGUAGUUGCAGUUAAGCGCCUAUUCGAGAGCAAUUUCAAGCGUGUUGAUCAGUACAUGAACGAAAUUGAAAUCCUCACUCGCAUACGCCAUCCAAACCUUGUCACACUCUAUGGAUGCACCUCAAGACGUAGCAGAGAACUUCUCCUUGUUUAUGAGUACAUUCCUAAUGGAACUGUGGCUGAUCAUUUACAUGGAAAGCUGUCAAAUUCCGGUUUGCUUGCUUGGCCUGUUAGGUUGAGUAUUGCUGUAGAGACAGCAAAUGCACUGGCUUACCUCCAUUCAUCAGAUAUUAUACAUCGUGAUGUCAAAACCAACAACAUUCUCUUAGACAAAGAUUGCCAUGUAAAAGUGGCUGAUUUUGGUCUCUCACGAUUGUUUCCUAAUGAUGUUACUCAUGUCUCGACUGCUCCACAAGGCACACCUGGCUAUGUUGAUCCUGAGUAUUACCAAUGCUACCAGCUCACUGAGAAAAGUGAUGUUUAUAGUUUUGGAGUGGUCUUGAUUGAGCUUAUUUCAGCAAAACAGGCUGUGGAUACCAAUAGGCACAGACAUGAUAUUAAUUUGGCUAACAUGGCUAUCAGCAGAAUCCAGAAUCAUGCAUUGCAUGAACUGGUUGAUCCGUCACUUGGGUUUGAGAAUGAUCAUGCUUUGAAAACAAUGAUUACAGCAAUUGCAGAAUUGGCUUUCCGGUGUUUGCAACAGGAGAGGGAUAUGAGACCUUCAAUGGAAGAAGUGCUGGAGGCAUUGAGAGGAAUUAAGGAUGGCGAAUUGGUGGUAAAAAAAGCAGAGAUAGUGGAUAUAACGUCAGAAGCAGAGGUAGUGGAUAUAAGGUCAGAAGCAGAUGUGGUGGAUAUUAGAUCAGAAGCCGAUGUGGUGGAUAUUAGAUCAGAUGAUGUUGGACUAUUGAAGCACAUUCCUCCUCCACUUUCUCCAGAUUCAGAGACUGAUAAAUGGCUGCAGAUAAGAUCGAUGUAAUCUGAGCUUUCUGCUCUUUAUUGUGGAAUCAUAGAGGAGCAUGCAUGCCAGCAGCAUUCUCAGUUCAGGAAUUUCUCCUUCAAACGGUAAUAUAUAUGCCUUGUACCUUGUGGACAUGCACUAAAGUGUUGAUCGAGUAAUAGAAAAUACUUAAAAACAUGUGGCUGUAGGAUGUGGGCAUCCAGCAGUUUGAUAUUUAGCGAACAAAUGCAUUAUAAACUGUGUUAGAACAUUGUUACUUGUAAAUUAUAAUUUACUAGUAUAAAAUCUUCGAUUUUGAACUUAAUUGUCCUCAAAUCUGAUUCACAAAUCCCCCAUCAUCUCACAUUUGAAAAUCAUCUUUGUUGAUUGACGGGGAAAAUCUCACAUUAUUGAUAGCUAAAGAUUGGAUUGUAAUUUAUAUGCAAGAGCUUAUCCUUUCUUAUCCGAGGUGCUUUCUGUCAAAAGACAAUAAUUGCAAAAGCUCUUUGUACUAACAAAAAUCCAUCUAUGGGAAUCCCAUAUCCUUUUGAGAAAAAACAAUUCAUCCUCGUUUAGUGUCUUGUGAGAGAAGACUUAGAUAAUAUUUUUAUA
Durio zibethinus is the source of this 3262-nucleotide messenger RNA. The record is from RefSeq and is a predicted model, not a curated record. Lineage: Eukaryota; Viridiplantae; Streptophyta; Magnoliopsida; Malvales; Malvaceae.